This is a messenger RNA of Grosmannia clavigera kw1407, 2856 nucleotides long. RefSeq lists its product as uncharacterized. Bases 1 to 2856 code for a protein of 951 amino acids. NCBI's taxonomy places the organism in Eukaryota, Fungi, Ascomycota, Sordariomycetes, Ophiostomatales, Ophiostomataceae. The record is from RefSeq and is a predicted model, not a curated record. The transcript has 3 exons.
AUGGAGUCGCUUCUCGGGGCGGCAAGCAAUGACGUGACGCAAUGCCGAUCGGCGGACGAUAUGAAGGCGUGGAUGGUGCGGCUGUUUGCGGGCAAGCUGUCGCCGACGCGUGCGGAACACGUGUCAGCGUCGUUUGACAUCCCGUCGGACGUGGUGCUGGAUCUGGGCGCAGCAACGCAUAGCGGCAGUGAGUCGACGGAGACGGCAGCCGGCGGCGACGCGACGAGCAGUUUUGUAGGUGGCACGGGCCUGAAUGCGGCAGUGAAGAGCUUGGUGCAGGUGCGGGACGUGGUGAUGAACCAGCCGACGGACCGGCCGAUCCUGCAGCAGGCGGUCGCGACCUUUAUCGUGAUGAGCAUGCGGGAGACAGACGGCAGCGUGUGGGAGGCGCGAUCGGCCUCACGGUCAGGACACGGCUGGACGCUGACGUGUGCCUGCAAGGGCUCGAUGGAGUGCUGGUUGCGGGCGCAUCCGCGCCGCAGCACUGUGGGGCAGUCGAGCAGCGACGACAUGCGGGACCUCGUCAAUUUGUCCCGUCCUGCGUUUGACUGCCGCGGCAUCAUCACCAUCACGUUUUCGCGCUUCAGCCGAUCGAUUGUAGUCAAGUACGAGCACACCAACUUCCACACAACCGUGGCCCAGCUAUCGAGCCUCUUUCCCCCACCACGACCACCGUCUGCGGUUGGGCAGGCGAACGGGGUGCCUGGAUCGGCAAAGAAGCGGCCAAAGCCGGCUGGCGAGCCGGGCACAGAGGGCACGCCCAGGACGAAGAAGGCGAGGCAGACCGUAUCGACCGGGCCAGAGCAGGCCGUGCCAGAACAGGUUGCAUCGGAGCAGGCGGCAACAGCACCAUUAGUACCAUCAGCACCAUCAGCAGAAGCACCACCGACAGAGUUUGCAAGCGCGCCACGGGAUUGGGUGGUGCUCACAGGCUCAAAGGCAAAGAAGCCGAGGAAGCCGCGAAAGCGGAAGCCCAAAACGGGUGCAGCCGCAGAUGUUGCAACUGCAGCGACUGUAGAGAUGGCCAGCGUGGCUGUCGUGGCAUCCGAGGCCGUAGACGUGACGACGACGACGACGACGACGACUCAGGACGCUGAUAGGAGCCACGCUGUCGAGAUAUCCGAUGGCGACGUGGCACAUGCUCUGCAGCAGUACCUGGACACGACCCCAACAGACGGCCCAGACGACACGGCUUCUGGGCAGGUCCUGGAUGGUAGCGAUGCUGCUUCUGCUGCUGCUGCUGCUUCGUCCGCUAGCGUCUCUCAGUUCGAGGGCGCAGUCAGCAGGCCGAGCGAGGUCUCCCCUUCGCAGCCAGCAGCAUCCACAGCUGCUGCGCCCACAGGAACGCUGACGAGUGGCAGCGAGGAGCCUCUAGCCGCCGAGAAGCCACCACAGCCACAGCAGCCACAGCAGCCACAGCAGCCACAGCAGCCACCGUACAUGCUGGUCACAGAGGCGCAGGUGUCGUCGCAGCGACAGUCUACGGCCAUCAGACUGCUGACGGAGCGCAACGUCGACCCGGCGACGCUGAACCACGAGCAGUUCUGCACAUUUGCCAACCAGGCGCCGAGCCUGCAGAAGGAGUCGCUGGAGCUGCUGGCACACUACGGCGCCGAGAGGUUGGCGAUCGUGCCGCCGCGCAGCCGCUCUGCCGCAACGACACAGCCGGCGACGACACCACAGCCUGUGGCAGCGCCUGCGGGAAUACCUGCGGUUACUGCUGGUCAGGAGGCCCCAGCAGAGGUACAGGAGGUGCCGAUGCCGUCGCAGACACAGACGCGAGCACAAUCACAGGAACUGGGAGGUGGUGGCCAGACGGCUUAUCCUACCCCAGCAACGACUGCAGCCGAUCCGGCCAGCCACCAGGAACAGGUCAGCACGGCCAUGGAGCGGCCAUACGUCAGACAAAGUCAGCCGACAGAAGCGACUGCACCUGCACAGACAAGCAACGAGCAGGCUACCCCACGGAAACCUGCCCGGCGCAGAUCACGCAAAGCGGUCGAGCAGGUCGGGCUUCUAAACGCGGACGACACGCUGUCGGGCUCGCAGUCGCAGACCGCUGCCAACGGUUCGGCAAAACCUCCGAGGAAACCGCGUGCCCGCAAGUCUGCCGCUGCUGUGGCGACAACAGACACGACCAUGGCAUUGGCAGCAUCUGCUGACCAGGGCAAGCCCAACAUCAACGGCCAGCAGCAGCAGCAGCAGCAGCAGCAGAACAGCCAUCCUCCGACGGUCUCUGCCGCUUCCUACUAUACACUCGAGCAGCUGGCUAGCCAGACAGCAUCGACCAGCAGCGUCUCCGACACGGCCGCUGCUGCCAGCACGGGCUCCGGGAGCGAUGGCAGCGGCCACGUGCAGUACAGCAGCAGCUACUCGCAGUACAGCAGCUAUGGCGGAGCAGCAGACGUCGCAGGCAGCCAGACCAGCCAGCCGGCUUACAACAGCUACGGGAACGAACCGGACAGUCGGACGGCCUACCGGACUAUGAGCCCCAGCUAUGCCCGAUACGGGACCCAAGCAGGAAACCAGAACCAGAGCCAGACGUCCAUCGGCGAUGUCGCUGCACCGACCACAACUACGGCUGCCAGUCUUGCCACCAGCAGCAGCAGCAGCAGCAGCAGUACUGGCAGCAGCGCCUUUUCCAGCCGCGCAUACGCCCAGCCUCACGCGUACAAUGCCGUCGCGGCACCCGUUCCUGCAGCAGCCCGCAAUGUGGGUGGCACCGAUGGGGCGAGCGAUCCGUGGACGACGGCUGGGACGGCGACAAACACCGUCGUCGGGCAGACGCGGACAGGCUACGGCGCUGCCAACGACGAGGAGUACUAUGAAAUUCUACGGCGGACGCAGGGAUCGUAG